Molecule: messenger RNA, 1317 nt
Organism: Trichomonas vaginalis G3
Lineage: Eukaryota; Parabasalia; Trichomonadida; Trichomonadidae
Product: amino acid transporter family
Exons: 1
Coding region: 1-1317 (438 amino acids)
Biological process (GO): amino acid transmembrane transport
Cellular component (GO): vacuolar membrane
Molecular function (GO): amino acid transmembrane transporter activity
Source: RefSeq, a predicted model, not a curated record
AUGAUUGGCGGGGACUUGUUAUUUAAUGAAUAUAAAUUUAAUGUCAACUCCUUAGACGGUGAUACAAUGCUCUAUCAUGAUAGAAACAGUAUUAAGUCUACCGGAAUUAGUGCAUUCACAGCUGUCUUAGUUUUAUUAAACUCUGGCAUCUCUAAUGAUCCAUUCUUUAUGAGUUAUUCAUUUCAGACAGGUAUAUUCCAAGUGAUCGUUAUAAGUGUGUUAGCUUUGAUUCUAACACAACUCUCAUUUCACAUCUUCGUAAAAACAUGGUCGUUUAAUGGGGAAAACUCUUACAUAUCUAUCUGGAAAGAUGUAUUUAAUGGAAAAACAUCUAUAAUACCAAGAAUCAUUCUCUUUGUUGCUUUCAUAUCUUUAUCAUCUGUCUCAACAAAUGAUUUCUUAACAGAAUACGAUGAUUUAUUAUCCUAUGUUGAUCCUUCAAAGUUCUCAGUGUUCAGUAGCAAAUGGUUCAAAAAAUUUGUUUUGACAUUUAUCUUUUUCUUUCCAUCUCUCUUCCACAACCGAUUUUCCCAGAUGAAGUACAUUUCCUACAUGAGAAAUUUCCUUUUAGUAGUCUGUCUCAUCAUGGAAGCCGUAGUUGCUGGUAAAACCAUUAAAGAAAAUGGCUUUGAUCCGCAAAAGGAAAUUGUUUAUUGGGGAAAGGAUUUCAGCCAAACAGUUGCAUGCUUUGACCUAUUUAACGUUGUUUUCUUUGUUUCACCAUUUGUUGCGAUGAUUUCAAAGGAUAUUAAAGACGCAACAAGGUCAAAGAUAUGCAAGAUUACAUGGGCAACAUCAUUAACUUCUCUUGUCUUCAAUUUACUGGGCGGAUAUCUUGGAUAUUUAGCCUUGUUUUCAAAGCAAGAAGAUGACUUGGUUUUCUUAUCUUUUGAGAACCAAAAGGACAUUUUCAUCAUUAUCGGAAAAAUUACUUGUUUAUUGAAGACAAUUUUGACGAAUACAAUGUACAUUUACAUUAAUGCUUGCUGUUUGGCUGAUUUGUUCUUCAAAUACAGUGAUGACCACAAAGCAGCAAGACUCACAAGCGGCGUUGUUGUUUGGCUUUUAGCUAUUUUUAUUACUUACACGGGAUGGAAGUUAACUGAUUUACUUAACUUGAUAGGCAGCACUUGCUUCAUUUUCCUUGCUUUUAUACUUCCUUCUGUAUAUUAUUUGAUGAUGUAUAAAUUUAGAAACAUUUUAUGGGGAAUCCUAUCGAUUUUCGAAGUUCUUGUCUGCGUAACUAUAUCAGGCAUAAUAUUAUAUUACAAUUCAACAGGUUUCAUUGAAGAAUAUUCCGGAGUUUCAUAUUUUUAA